This is a messenger RNA of Saccostrea echinata, 1650 nucleotides long. RefSeq names its product beta-1,3-galactosyl-O-glycosyl-glycoprotein beta-1,6-N-acetylglucosaminyltransferase 3-like. Gene Ontology annotation, cellular component: membrane. The record is from RefSeq and is a predicted model, not a curated record. Gene Ontology annotation, molecular function: acetylglucosaminyltransferase activity. NCBI's taxonomy places the organism in Eukaryota, Metazoa, Mollusca, Bivalvia, Ostreida, Ostreidae. The coding region runs from base 134 to 1534 and encodes 466 amino acids. The transcript has 4 exons.
CAAAUGCUGACUGACGUUUUUCAUACUAAUUGUUAUGCCAUUAUUUAUACACUGAACUGUCUACAGAUUUUUCCGUUUUUUGUAUCCCGAUCAUGACAAGGAGCACACGGCGGGUGUGACCGGUCGGCAGGGGAUGCUCACUCUUCCACGGCACCUGAUCCCACCUCUAAAUUUUGAGGGUAUCCAGAGAGAAUCUUCAGAUUCAUGCAUUGUUGUUUUUCCUGAAAUGGUGAAUGCGACAUUUCGGAAAUUUCUCAAAAGGUGUGCAGUUAUUGCUGUCAUUUUUGCCAUGUGUCGGUACAUAGAAUACCGAAUGACUACUUUGCCAUGCAAACAAAUGGGAAGACUUUACCAUAUCGCAUCCAAACCUUCAACUCCAGUUCUUCUAAAGCCAGGCCCUAAAUGUCUCGUUCAUGACUUUGAUUGUCAACGCAUAAUUGAGGGGGACCAACAGUACAUAUCAGUCGUGAAUGAGACAAUGUCAAAGAGAGCAUACAAAUUCCAGACAGAUAGAGCAAUAGGAGAUUUGGCUCAACACUGUGAAAAUUUCUUUAAAGUACAUGAUUAUAACUCUUUCGUCGUAUCAAAUAAUGAACUUGACUUCCCGAUUGCUUAUACAAUAUUAACUCACAAGGAUGCCACACAAACAGAAAAAUUGCUUCGAACUAUUUAUCGACCGCAUAAUAUUUAUUGUAUACAUGUGGAUAAGCAUUCAAAUACUACUUUGUUAUACGCCUUGAAAUCCAUCUCGAAUUGCCUUCCCAAUGUUUUCAUUUCUUCAAAAUUAGAGGAUGUUGUAUACGCCGGAUUUUCUCGACUAAGGGCGGACUUGAACUGUAUGUCUGACUUACUGAAUCAAACAGCCAUAAAGUGGCAAUAUGUCAUCAAUUUACCAUCCCAAGUUUACCCCUUGAAAACGAACUCAGAAAUAGUUAAGAUUUUGAAAAUUUAUAAUGGCAUAAGCAGCAUUGAGAGCGUUUACGAUGAGAAAUCAUAUUAUCGAUGCAAUGAAUCUUACUCGGUGAAAAACGGUAAAAUGGAGGCAACAGGAAAGAAAAAGGACCCACCACCUUUUAACAUCACUGUAGGAAAGGGAAGCGCUUAUGGUGUUUUUAGUUGGAGCUUUGUGAAUUAUACAAUAAAUGAUGACAAAGCUCAGGUUAUUUUAAAUUGGUUAUAUGACACAUAUAGCCCUGACGAAUUCUUUUGGGCGACGCUGGCUAGCAAUAAACAUCUAAAUGUCCCAGGUGUAUUAGGAUUUCCAGACAGAAAAUUAUGGAUAGCAGCAAGUGUGACUUGGCAGGGGUCAAUAGAUUGCCAUGGAAAAUAUGUUAGAGACGUCUGUGUGUUUGGAAUUGGCGAUUUAAAUAAACUAGUAUCAGAAAAAGAAUUAUUUGCCAAUAAGUUUUAUCAUGACUAUCAGCCCCUAGCACUGCAGUGUAUGGAAGAAUGGUACCUCAAUAAAUCCUUCAGUCCAGUGCGUUUGGAAACUUACCAUUAUAGGAAAAUUAUUAAUUCGAUAAACAAUAUUUAGUUUUGCAUUCUUAACAGAGGACGGAAUAUUGCAAUGGUUUUUAUGUUUGUUUUAACACUGUUGAAAACAUUGAUUUAGGAUACUAAUUUAUAUGUAAUGUUUUAGAUUGAGUUCGA